GUUCGGCUUGUUAUUGUACAGUUUUAAAGGUUAUCUAUGAUACUACGCUAACCCACAAGUGGUUUCGUUGACUUCACCGGUUACUAACAAAAAUGUCUACAAUAAAAGACAAUGCUGGUGCUAAUUUCAUUCCAAAGAAGCAGAAUAAAGAAGUGUUAACACCGCAUCGCCUCACGGUUGGCAUCUUAACGAUGGAAUUCUACAAAGUGAGAGAAUUUGCAGUGUUUUGCACACAACGUCGUGCGUUUAUUUGCGAGUUUUGUCUGCUUAUAUUAAAACUAAUUCAAAGCCCAGAUCUUACCUUUGCUGAGCUGCACAAUCUCAUUUCACAAGUUGAAUACUCACUCUGCAAAGAUCAGUUUCUAGAGAGUUUUCUAGCCACUAUAAAGAAUUUAAUCAGUGGUAUUGGGGCACUGCAGGAUGCUGUUGAUAAUAUUGUACAGUUAAUGCAGUUGGAUAAUCAAUUGGGGGCUAUUAAAGUUGGUGUUAUUGGGAAAAACAGUGUAGUUGGUUGUUAUUUGCGCCGUUUAGUUCUUAACUUUGAUAAGUUAUCAUUUUCUGAAAUCUCAAUAUUUUUCGAAUCUUAUAAAUCUUAUUGCGGCCCUUUUAUCAAUGGUACUUUAGAACAGCCACAUUGUGCACUUGAUUCUUCAAAAAAUUCAACUUUCAAUCAAAACUUAAACCGUGAUUGGACCCAAAGGCAAGCCGAAUUGUUUAUUGCCACACAAAGUGCACUUAUUGCCAAUAACGAAGGCAAAGCAUUAUCCCCGAAUGAAUUACACAAAUAUAUCAAAAGUUUACUAAAAAGUAAUCCAGAUCUUUCAGCUGCACAUUUCCUAAACUAUUUAAAUUAUUUAAGAGUAAAAGAAUAUUGUGGGGCCAUUGAUUCACUGUAUCAUUGCUUUGAUAAGUCUGCAAACAAUGAUAAAGCGAAUGCCGAUGCAAGAACCAAGACAUAUCGAUAUGCUGCGUUGAAUUUAGCGAUUUUACAAUGUCAAUUUGGUCAUAAACAAGAAGGACUUUUAGCUUUGAAGGAAUCCAUCAAAAUGGCGCAGGAAAGCAGCGAUAAUCAAUGCCUUCAACAUGCUUUAUCAUGGUUACGAUGUCUUACAAGUAACCAGCAUAAACUAAUCGCUGAACAAUCAGCCAUAAAAUACGUUGACUUAAAUUUGUCGUAUGUAAUGUCUCUAGGAAUUCAAUCAUUUGUGAAAUUCUGUGGAUUAUCUACAGCACAUCCACAAAUAGUUCUAGAUUCGUUAACUCGAAGUGAUAUUAUUAACUCCGAACAUGGUCACGGUGACCUAAUCGCAACAAACUACGGAUUGAAAGCAGGACUGUGGUUGUUUUACGGUAAAACUGAAAUGUCGUCAUUGUGGAGUCAACUUCUGCUCUAUUUGAACACCGAUAGUCUCCUGGUAAACAAAACAUACUACGGUGAGAGUUACGUGCAGGCUCUGUGUAACAUGGCAGGAUUAAUGCAUCAGGAAGGCGAGUAUGCCCUCAGUAAUACUAUUCUUUCGCAUGCCGAAGAGCGUUUUCCCAAUGAACCCAUGAAUCACUCUGUGAUGUUUUGCCGAAAUGUUUUUCACUUUUAUCGCUUGUUAUACAACGAAAAACCAACUGCUGCGGCUUCUAUAGCUGCGAAAGUCGCGGUCGUAGAUAAAUGGGAGAGUUAUCUGUGUUUCGCACAACUUUAUCUUCACACUGGCGAUUAUUCGGAAGCGCAUCAAUACUGCAAUCGGAUUCUGGAUGAGUGUAGAGAUAAUAAUAGUCAUGUGAAAGGGAUGGAUAUGCAAGUUAGGGCAGUAGUCCUCCUCUCCGAUAUUGCAAAUAGCGUGAAUUUCCCCAACGCCGCCAUUCCCGGUGUAAUGGGUUUGUUGAAUAGCUCGCUUGCUUACGCUAACGAUUACAAUAUGCAUUAUUUGGCAGCCAUGGCGCAGUUACGUAUUGCGCACGUGUUAUUUGCUGUUGAAAAUGCCGCAACAGACUGGCGAGUAAAAUUACUGCAGCGUUUGCAUCGCUGA
This is a messenger RNA of Dalotia coriaria, 2024 nucleotides long. RefSeq names its product anaphase-promoting complex subunit 5-like. Gene Ontology annotation, cellular component: anaphase-promoting complex. Gene Ontology annotation, molecular function: protein binding. The record is from RefSeq and is a predicted model, not a curated record. Lineage: Eukaryota; Metazoa; Arthropoda; Insecta; Coleoptera; Staphylinidae. Gene Ontology annotation, biological process: protein K11-linked ubiquitination; anaphase-promoting complex-dependent catabolic process; positive regulation of mitotic metaphase/anaphase transition.